GAGAGUGGAUGGGAUAUUUAAAAAAAAAAAAAAAAUACAACAACAAGAACAACAAGAAGAAGAAACAACAACCCCGCCGUCCUCGCAGAGCAGCGCCGCCGGAGUAGUUUCGCUUCCUCCCCCGUCGAUAUUUGGAAGAGAGAGAGAAAAAAAAGCUCUUUUCCUCUCGAGCGGAGUGGCGACACCGGGGCUCCAGUUUGAGCUGCAUCGGCUGACUUGCCUCCAGACAGCCGUUUGGAGAACAUAAGGUGCCCCCCCCCCCCCCCACCGACCCCCCCCUAGACCCCCACCAGACCCCCACCAGACCGCCCCGACUGGCUCCUCGCACCGUUUGAAGAAUUGAGACCCGAUAGCGCGCGGAGCUUCGUUCCCGCGCUCCCAGUUCACGGUUUGCUGCCAUCGCACCAGUCCCCUAUCCUCCCUCGCCGACCUCCACCACCUCCACCAGCACCGCCUCCCCUCUCGCUUCACCCGCAGAUCCGCUCGACGGUGCCCGGCAGUCGGCACGAGGACGUCGGCGAGCCGCCCCGCGGAGAAGCAUGUCAUGACUCACGCCAGGCAGAAGGGUUCCCUCGGCGGUGCGGCCGAGCGGCGGGACAGCCGCCAUCUCUGGACGCAAGGCGGCGCCAUGGGCGACGCCGCGCCCGAGCGCUCGCUCCGAUUCGGGAGGACGAAGAAGAUAGCCGAGGUCAUCAGGAAAAGGAAAGUCGCGGCCAAGAGGGCCGGCGGCAAAAAGGGGAGGACGGAAAGGUCGGAUCAGAACAGAAAACUGGACCGGAGGCGCGACCACAAACGGGACAGGAAGUCGUACCCGCUGCGCGGGCGGCCUGCGGGGUCCGAGGAGGAGGAGGAGGAAGAGGAGGGGCUCAGCUGCCACGUGCUCCUCACCCGACUCGAGGAGAGCGUGCGAGAGCGGGAGGGUUCUGGAGAACGGGCGCCCGUCAGACCCAGGCCCAAAAAGUUGACAAGCAUCAAAAGGAAAGCGGCGAAGUCUUCACCAAAAACCGGACCGGAGUCGAGCAGCCGGGGCGGCGCGGAGUGUCUGGGUGUCCCGCCCCCCCGCAAGCGCAGGCUGGCGUCUCUCAACGCCGAGGCGGUGAACAGCCUGCUGCUCGAAAGAGCCACCGAGACCCAGGCGGCGGCCAAGCAGGCCAGGAGGCAGGCGGGGCCCCCCAACGCCGGGACGUCCCUGCACGCGAAUCCAGGCGGCCCCGCGGACGCGAAGGCCGCGCGACGGAACGCCGGUAAGACCCCCGCAUCUCGCGGACACGGGCGCCGCCAAAGCUCCGAGCGUGCGCAGAAGGCCGAGGCCAAUCGGGCUGCGGCGGCGGUGAGUCAGGAGAGCCUGGACGCCCCCGCCCCCCGGAGGUUGGCCGGACUCAACGCCGCGGCCCUGCUCAAGUUGACCAGCUCCUCCGCCACCAGCAAGCAGAGGGUGAAGAACGCGCCGGCGGCCACCGUCGCGUCGAAGCGGCCCACCCGGGUCAGACGCAAGGGGCGCCCGCAGGGCCAGAGGGGGGGGGAGGCGGCUCCCCCGCGCGGCGGCGGCUGCGCGGCCUGCGAGACGGAGGCGGACUUCCAGCCCGCGGCGGGGUGGGACACCCGGCGGCUGACCAAACCGGGCUACCAGUCCCGCGGCGUGCUGGCGUACCCGCUGAAGCCGGUGAAGGAGGAGCCGCUGGAGACGGACCUGAGCCCCUACUACUGCUGCCCCCCCGAGAGCUCGGUGGAGUACUGCCACCGCCUGGCCUUCUUCCUGGGGCAGCGGCCCUGCGGGGGGGCGUCGGCCGCGGCGCCGCCGCCGCCGCUCCCCUCGGCCGCGGCGCCCGUGAAGCGCGAGUGCCUGGUGACCUCGCCGCACGCCGCCCUCACCCUCAGCCCCCACCCGUGCCUCUGCACGGCCGAGCACUGCUUCUCCAGCUACUACGUCCACAUCGCCCACCCGGCGCGCGCCGGGACCACGUCGGCCGGCCUGGCCUCGCGGCCCCUGAACUUUGCACCCGCCGGCCUGUGCCCCGACCGGGUGGCGGCCCCCAAGCUGCUGGGGCCCCACCCGGCCUGCUGCUACGGCGAGGCCUGCGGGAUGGGGGGCUACGCCUGCAGAGCCAUGGCGCCCGUCGCCAGCAGGGGCUGUUCCUUCAGCGCCGGGUGCGCCGGGUGCACGCGCGGCAUCAAGACAGAGGGCUACUCCUCCCCUCAGGGCGACCACAGCCCCUUUCUCCUGCCCCUCCCCGCGCUGCCCCUCUCCAGCUGCCCUCUCUCCGCCGCGCCCUCCUCCACCCAGACUCGACCCCACCUGCUGACCCCCCUGUCGGGGCGAGACCGGCCCCAGGCCCGGUUGAAGCUGGCCAGCGAGUGCCCCCGGGGCAACGGGCCCGCCGCCGGCUCCCUGACGGUGGGGCGCGCGGGGCUGACCCACAAGCAGCAGCAGCAGCCGCCGCCACCCCCCCCGCCGAGCCUCGGCGCCGCCAAACAAAGGAGAGUCGGCCGCAGACGCGCCACCAACGGCUGGAGGCCCGUCGGCACGCCGACGGAGAGGGAGGUCUUCAUCGCGGGAGAGGACGAGACGGCCCCCCGGCAGUGUUACGAAGGGGUGGAGAGGGACGGCGAAGUGAUCCACAUCAGAGACACCGUGCUGCUGCGCUCGGGCCCCCGGAAGAAAUCCCUCCCUUAUGUCGCCAAGAUAUCGGCGCUGUGGGAGGACCCCAAAACGGGAGAGCUGAUGAUGAGUCUAUUCUGGUACUACCGACCCGAGCACACACAGGGGGGCCGAGACCCCAGCGCACACUGUGAGAACGAGAUCUUUGCCUCUCGGCAUCAGGACGAAAACAGCGUGGCCUGCAUCGAAGACCGAUGCUACGUUCUCCCACUGGCCCAGUACUGUAGAUUUUGUGCCUUGGUGAGGCGGCGUGCCGAAGGCGCCCCGCCCGGCAGCGCCAGCGUGGUGCCCUGCCGCCCCGACUUCGCCCCCCCCCUCCACCGCUGCGUGCCCACGGACGUCGACCCCGAGCUGGUGUACCUCUGCCGCCACGUCUACGACUUCCGCUUCGGGCGCAUCCUGAAGAACCUGCAGUAGGAGAGGAGGGCGGGGCCUGAAUCGACCGUGACGAAGCUCCUCCCCCUCCUGAGGGAGCUGAGGGACUACACCUGAGAUUGAAAAGGGGGGGGUUCACACUAUGAAGCACAGAUCCCUUUAUGUUGAUGUGAUGGAUGAGAUUCGGAUGAGGAUUCAUUCAUCAGCUGUGAUUUCUCUCAGCAAUCUGAGCUUUUUCUGCCUUCUCGAGGAAGCAGGUUCGGGGGGGCGGCGAGGGGGGGCGGCGAGGGGAGGGGGGGGCGUGAGAACGAGGGACGCGAGUGAUAACUGGAUAAAUGUGUGUGUGUGUGUGUGUGAGAUGUUGUUGUUGUUGUUUUUCCUUUUUGUUUUUUAAGGAGGCUUUUAGGCAAUCAAACCAAACAAGCUGCUUCGAGUCGAGAAACUCAACCCCGAGGAGGCUCCUCCCCCUUCCUCCCCCCUUUCCUCCCCCCCCCCCCCCACGCUGCUCCCUGUGACUUGCCUUACGACUCGCAGGUCGAGCUUCAGGCGUCAGGUGUGCCCGUAAUCCCGACGCCAUCGUGGACAAACCGAUUAUUGUUUUCAUUGCUGUGAAGUCGUUUCGUUUUGGGCGAAACGAAGAAAUUAUGAAAUUGCCUCGUAUGGUUUCGGGGAUGUUCAAGUAUCUUGUUUUGUUCACCCGACAGUCACCAAAGAUAUUCAGGUAAUCCACGUGCAUGAAAAGCAUCACACCUCCGGCGAGCCGAGCGAUGUUUGCCCUUUUAAAGCGGCGUGCGUUAUUUAGGGGGAUCUGCUCAUAAAGUGUUUUCCUUCAGAACCGACCCGACCAGGGAGGUGCGUCGGCUGACACGCCCCCUCCGACCGACUCCCAGCCGCCUCCACCCGUUCUAAUUCUACAUCCACACACAACUCCUCCCUCCCGCUCUCCUCCCAGCGAUGAUAAACCAAAGGAAGUCACUCGAGCCCCCUCGCCCCCCCCCUACACCCCCCGCCAGCACUUCUGCCCUCGUUCCCUUUAUUGUAUUGCACUAAUCCAUUCCUUAGUUACGUUCGUAUUUUUGUGUUCCAGCGACUAACAUCCUACAAGGGGGAACAUAGUGUGUAUCUUGUGUGUGUGUGUGUUGCGUAGUGAAGGAAACUCUAAGGAUGUCACGGCUGCUCUAUUUUGUCUUAUUUCUUGAAUAUAUACUGUACGUAUAAACAUGUAUGUGGAGGAAAGUAGCCCCGUGUUAGACGUGUAUUAGGAUUCUGAGGGGGGGGGGGGGGGGGGGUCGUGCAUUGAAAGUGUUCCGCUGUCGCUCAGACGCCCGUUUUGUGCGUCUUUCUGAAAAGGUAAAGAGUACCCGAUUGCUUCCCUGCGACGCUCUGAAUCCACAACGAGACAAAUCCAACCCUUUUUAUUUCACCCGACGCCCACAUUCUUCAAAGAGGCAAUAUAUAUAUUCUCCUACUUUACAAUUUCUCCUUAUUAGGAAUAUUUUAUUAUGUCUAUUUGCUAAGACGGCAUAUAUAAUAUAUUUUUAGACCUACUAUUUUUGGAAAAAAAACAAAUGGUUCAAAGAAAAGAAUGUGCAUUAUUUUUGAUUUGGUUUCAAAUUAGCGUGAAGCGAGAUCUGACCGAAUGACGAGGAGAGCGAAGGUCAUGUGACCCGAGGUGGUCUCUUCUGGUGCAUUUCGGACCCAGGAA
Molecule: messenger RNA, 4739 nt
Organism: Gasterosteus aculeatus aculeatus (three-spined stickleback)
Lineage: Eukaryota; Metazoa; Chordata; Actinopteri; Perciformes; Gasterosteidae
Source: RefSeq, a predicted model, not a curated record